GGAAGCCGAUCGACUCGACCGAUCAUACGCCACGUGUCCUAUCUUUGUCCUCUCCCUUCCUCUCCAUCUCCAUCUGUGUCUGCUUCCUCCUUCGCUACGGAAGAGGAAGACGACUCCUUAUCGCUCUCAUCCCCUCCUGCUUCUCCUACUCCGUCCUCAUCACCAUCGCUAUGAGUUUUCUCACUGAGCGGGCUCUCGACGAUCACAUGCUGGCGCCACGUGGCGACAUCUCGACAAUUCGACAGGUUCAUCAUCCGCGAUUCAGUCUGGGCCGGGACCUCCUACGGCUCGCGCAGUUCUUCAGCACUGUCGGGGUACAUGCAGCGGCAGAGUUCCGAUUCGCCGGCCAUCAUCAAGCGAUCGUACUGGUAGAGGCGACGACGGUUCGACGACUGUCAGCACCAGGAGUUAGCCACGUAUCCACAGUGGUCAUCGUCAGCGGUGAGAUUAGCGCGAUCAUCCCUCUGCGACACACGCCCAUCCGGACGUCGCUAAGGGAGUGGGGACAGCGGCUGGCAGGAGAAUGGAAUCAGUGGCUUACGCGUCGUGACGAUAAUCUUGUCCCCGUGGACGACAUCGACGUCGGACGACUCCGGACGUCUCAACACGAGUCCACGGUGAGCGAUGAGAGCCCGGUCCCGCACGUCUUUUCACAGGCUUUGACACCCUACCUGCAGUGGUCGACUUGCCUCGAGGAGUUAGAGGGCAACAACAACCCACCAUCGCAACAACCAUACCUGGAUCCCCAGGGGAUAAUCGACCUCGCUUUCUUUCAGCCUCGAACGGCCUCCGAAGAUGAAGCGAUAGCACUAGAGGAAGAGGAGGAAGAGGAUGAGGAGGGAAGCGAAGAAGAAGAAGAAACCCCGGAAGAGGGAAGUUACAGCGAGCACAGCGAGGGAGAGCAGAGCGACGACGAAGAAGAAGAAGGCGACGAAGAAGAAGACGAGGAGGAAGAAGAGGAAUCUGAGUGGGAAACCCUGGGAGAAGAGGCGGAUCGCGUGGAAGGCGCGGAGGAGGAUCCCGAGGCGGUGAGGAAGAGGGAAGAAAUCGCCGCCGGCAAGCAGCAGCUGGAGUACGCAAGUGAGGCGGAUCUGCCAAUCUCAAACGAUCUUGCUAAGGAUCCGGAGCCGCCUAAGCCAGAAGAUGGGGACCUUGCUGCCGAGACUUCGAGCGCACCGGCCAAGCGACGGCGAAGCCGAUCCCCCUCCCCCUCCACCUCAGCCCGUCCACCAGUUCGACCUCGUACCGAUGCGGGGCAUCGGGCUUCGUCCCCGGUCCUUAUCCCGUCGUCCCCUUGACCACCUAACCCUCCGCCAGAUCACUACCCUCAUCACCUUCCCCAACAAUCCCUUCCCAAUC
Molecule: messenger RNA, 1359 nt
Organism: Chara braunii
Lineage: Eukaryota; Viridiplantae; Streptophyta; Charophyceae; Charales; Characeae
Source: the annotation of a GenBank genome assembly